AGAAUCGAAUAUCGCAGUACCUGGGGAGUGGAUUUUCCCUCUACAGGAGGGUCCACUUGAUGUGGACGUAGCAGCUCAGUCAAAGAUCCGCAUGGCGACGGAAGAUUUUCUGCAAAUGAGUUCUAGAUUCUGUGAAAAUGCAGAAUCAACAGAGGGAUCAUUGUCGUCAGUCACGGAACCUUCCCCAAUUUACGUUCCAUCACCAUCUGUGGAAACUGACGUCGAGGCACAAGUCGCAACUGACACUACCAUCAAUCAAACAGGGUCUUAUGGCGACAAGACAUCCGUUCCAGAAAGGCCUCGUCGCAUCUACCUGGAUGGACAAAUGCAACUAAAUCUUGAGGGACCGGGACGAGACCCUAUUGUUCUCUUUACCUUUCUUGACACGGAGGUGAAGAAGGAUGAAAGCAUUCUUUUGCAGAGUGGUGUCCAUGAUGUCCCUCAGAACUUCCAAUCCAUUCACAUUAUGUCGCCCAUAUUCCAAUUCCUCAACUCAUUUCUUGCAUUCCCCUCGCAACAAUGCAUGAACACUGACCUCAUGGCUUCGCGCAUCUUUAAUGUCUUCUCUCUUGCUUCUGGAUUCUCCACACCUUUCAACUUUACCUUUCGCCUCCAAGUUACUGACCAUGGUAACCUUGUGGUAAGGGGGGCUCUCUUGAGGCAAAGCUCCACCGAAGACACCUAUAGAGGAUCCAUAACCAUUGAGGUUUUUCCAGAGGGCGACUUCACUCCACUGACCAGCACUUUGGUUGGCACCGAUGGCAUCUUUCAAAGUGAUGAGAAGCACAGCAGACUCAUAAUUUACGAGAAACGCUGCGCGGGAAGACUGGAUUUUGAACCACAAGUCUACACUUUUAAGACAGGAGAGAAUAAGACGGUGACUGUCCAAGUGUAUGGGAGCGGAAAUGCUUUAGUGGAGGAUGGGGCGUGCAUUCUAGCGGAAAACUCUCUGAUGGCCAAAGGAAAAAAAUUUUUUGUGAAAAUGGAUACUCAGGGUUACUGCAGAGAGGACUGCCGGUCCGGAAGUGGAUGCUCAUUUUAUUGUGUGGAUAUGCCGGCUCUCUACGCCAAUACACCUGGCUCUUGUGAUUGCGUCAUUUGUGAACAGGAAAAUGAAGUUUGCGUGCCCGAGGGUAGCUCGCACUCUUGCAAAUGCAAAGAGGGUUUUAAGAGAAACGAAAAUGGCGUAUGUCAAGAUUACUCAAUUUACGUCUUUGUUUCGUGUUGUGAACUAGAAGACAGAAUACAACUAAGAAUUGAUUCAGUGUGUCAACUUCAUCUGGAUGCUGGGCCUUGUAGAGGCCGCAUGAUUCGCUACGGCUUCGAUUCCCAAAUAGGUCGCUGCAGGGAAUUCACCUACGGUGGUUGUCUAGGCAACGCCAACAACUUUGAGACCUUGGCGGAAUGUGAAGCUAGGUGUGGAACAGCAAGUAGUGGUGCGAAAAGUGAAGAUGAAAAUGAUGACGUCUGCCAGCAGCCCAUAAUUCGGGGUCCAUGCCGAGCCUCUUUAAGCCGGUUCGCCUACAACCCGUCAACAGGAAAUUGCGAAGCCUUCUCAUAUGGUGGUUGCCGGGGCAACCGAAACAACUUCGAGACGAAAGAAGAGUGCGAGCGUCGCUGCCUAGUCGCUUUUGCAAACCCGUGCACGACUGUCCGCUGUGGCUACAAUGCUCAUUGUGUGAAUGGGACAUGUCACUGCAAUGAGGGCUACGAUGGCGAUGCACGUUAUGAGUGUCGUCCUGUGUAUGCAGACGUUCGGUGUGGAUACAAUGCGCGAUGCAGCGAUGGGGUCUGUGUUUGUGAGGCCGGUUUCGAGGGCGAUCCCUACUCGCAUUGUCGCCAAAUUCCCGAUCGCUGCGCCAACGUUCGAUGUGGAUACAAUGCGCGAUGCAGCGAUGGGGUCUGUGUUUGUGAGGACGGUUUCGAGGGCGAUCCCAACAUCCAAUGUAACAGAGUGGCAGAUCCCUGCGUGAACGUGCGAUGUGGUUACAACGCGCGAUGUCAAAAUGGCACGUGCUACUGUGAACCUGGAUACGAUGGCGAUCCGAAUUACGAAUGUCGAUUGGUUGGCUCAGGUUAG
Mesocestoides corti is the source of this 2080-nucleotide messenger RNA. The record is from the annotation of a GenBank genome assembly. Lineage: Eukaryota; Metazoa; Platyhelminthes; Cestoda; Cyclophyllidea; Mesocestoididae.